Messenger RNA from Hyla sarda, 3296 nucleotides. Its product is annotated as serine/threonine-protein phosphatase 4 regulatory subunit 1-like. The coding region runs from base 106 to 2829 and encodes 907 amino acids. The record is from RefSeq and is a predicted model, not a curated record. Gene Ontology annotation, molecular function: protein binding; protein phosphatase regulator activity. Gene Ontology annotation, biological process: protein dephosphorylation. The transcript is spliced from 20 exons. NCBI's taxonomy places the organism in Eukaryota, Metazoa, Chordata, Amphibia, Anura, Hylidae.
UGUCUCCCUGUGCGCGGUCACAUGACGUCUCGCUCGCUCUCUCCCUGACUGCGGGAAUGAUCAGUCUCGGGGUCGCGCUUCCGUCCUCCCGGCUCAGCCCUCAAGAUGGCCGGGAUCCCGCUGUACUUUGUGGACCUGCAGGACGAUCUGGAUGACUUUGGCUUUGAGGAUUAUGGACCAGACUGUGAAAGCAUGAGGAUAAGCGCUUUCCUAGACAUUCCAGGACAGGAUAACCUGACGCCUCUUGCACGCCUAGAAAAAUAUGCUUUUAGCGAUAAUAUAUUUAACAGACAGAUAAUUGCGCGGGGAUUGCUAGAUGUGCUGAGAGAUUUCAGUAGUACUGAAGAUGAUUUUCUGACCGUCAUGGAGAUAGUUGUCCGCCUCUCAGAGGAUGCAGAACCUACAGUCCGGACAGAGCUCAUGGAGCAGGUCCCGCAGAUCACCAUCUUCCUGCAGGAGAGCCGUCCGCAGUUUCCCAGAGCGUUCUCUGAAUACUUGCUGCCUGUCCUCGUCCGCUAUCUCACCGAUCCCAAUAACCAGGUGAGGAAAGCGAGCCAGGAAGCUUUACUGAUUCUCCUGGAACAAGACCUGAUUGAUCAGAGUGAUCUGGAGAACAAAGUCUGCCCCAUCCUGCUUGAACUCUCUGCCCCUGAGAAUGAUGACGAAUACAAAGUGGAAGCUGUGAAUAUUAUCUGUAAAAUGAUUUCCAUGCUCUGCAGGCAGACAGUGGAGCAAACGUUACUUCCACGAUUUUGCGAUCUCUGCAGCGAUAGCAAGUUGUUCCAAGUCCGUAAGGUCUGUGCAGCAAAUUUUGGAGAUGUAUGUAAUGCAGUUGGUCAGGAAGCUACUGAGAAGUAUUUGAUCCCUAAGUUUCUUGAGCUGUGUUCAGACAGCGCAUGGGGAAUGCGUAAGGUGUGUGCGGAGUGCUUUAUGGCUGUAUCCUACACAACAUCCAGUGAGGUUAGACGAACCAAACUCUCUCCUCUCUUCAUAAACCUGAUCAGUGAUCCCUGCCGCUGGGUACGUCAAACCGCAUUUCAGUCUUUGGGACCAUUCAUCUCCACCUUUGCAAACCCUUCCUCUGCUGGUUUAUAUGUGAAGGAGGAUGGGACGUUGAGCAUUAGACCACCUACAGAUGAUGUAUUAACAGACCCUAAUGCUGGGGACAUUGCACAUUGCAGCUCCAGCAGCGAAAACCCCAACAUCUUCACUGAAGCAAAUCAGACCAGUCCCAAUUCCUCUAAGAAAGAUGACUCCAAAGAAUAUUCCUGUAAUAGUGGUCAAGUCACUAGCAGUUCUACAGAAGGUGACAGUCGGAGACCACCAAACAGCCCCUCUGCAGAAGGACGCUCAUCUGAUGUGUUUAACUCCUUCUUGUACUGGAGAAGUCCAUUACCUGACAUAAGUGAGGAACUUGAUUUAUUGCCAGUAGCUGAGUCAAGGCAAGAUUCUGAUCCGGAAUCUGAAUCUAUCCCAGUCUGCAAAUCAUUCAUGGCUAGUAGUGAUAUCGAGAAGGUUCUGCAGAGCUUGCAGGGGCACAUGGAUGAUCCAGAUGUUCAAGCCCAGGUUCAGGUUCUGUCAGCUGCCCUCCGAGCAGCAGAACUGGACACGAUAACUCCAGAGGAGACAACAAGUACGCAAGAGAACAUCCAGCCCUCCUCAGAGACCCCUAGUAGUGUCUGCACUCAGUGUCCCAGCCCUACACACCAAGAACAAGAGGAGCCCAACCUCACUCCUCAAAGUCCAGCAUCAGAGGAUGAACCAUCGCUUCCUAUCGUCUCUUCCCAGGAAGAGGAAAUUAGUGAAGAUGAAAACAUCAAGGUCCAGGAUGUUGUUCCACAACCAUUGCUAGACCAAUAUCUCUCCAUGACUGAUCCAGUUCGUGCCCAGACAGUGGAUACAGAAAUCACUAAGCACUGUGCUUACAGUCUACCAGGAGUGGCACUAACCCUUGGAAGACAGAACUGGCAUUUUCUUAAGGAUACCUAUGAGACCCUGGCUGCUGAUGUUCAGUGGAAGGUACGACGGACGCUGGCGUUUUCUAUCCAUGAGCUAGCUGUCAUCCUGGGAGAUAAGCUGACGGCAGCAGAUCUUGUUCCCAUUUUCAAUGGAUUCCUGAAAGACCUGGAUGAAGUUCGCAUUGGUGUCCUGAAGCAUCUGUAUGAUUUCCUAAAGCUUCUCCAUGCGGACAUGAGGAGAGAAUAUCUAUACCAGUUGCAGGAGUUCCUUACUACAGACAAUAUCAGGAACUGGAGGUUUCGAUACGAGUUGGCAGAGCAACUAAUCCUAAUCCUUGAGCUGUACAGCCCCAAAGACGUCUAUGACUAUUUACGGGUCAUAGCUCUCACGCUCUGCUCAGACAAAGUAUCUGAAGUCAGGUGGAUCUCUUUUAAAUUGAUCGUCGCAAUUUUGCAAAAGUUUUAUGCGCACGGUGAAAACGAACUAGGCAUUAACUUCAUCAAUGAGCUGAUUGUGCAGUUCAGACAUUCUUCCAAAUGGGUUGGACGUCAGGCGUUUGCAUUUAUCUGCCAGGCGGUGGUACAGGAAGAGUGCAUGCCCGCUGAGCAGUUUGCAACUCACCUUCUCCCCAAUCUGCUGAGUCUUGCAUCUGAUCCUGUCCCCAAUGUACGAGUCUUACUUGCUAAAGCACUGAAGCAGACUCUUCUGGAGAAAGCCUACUUCACCAGCCUGGGGAACCCACAUCUCGACGCUGUGGAAAAGACAGUGCAAGCUAUGCAGUUGGACCGAGACCAAGACGUGCGAUUCUUUUCUACAGCUGAGCCAAAGCGACACCUCCGGAGCACCCCUUUGGAACAAUCUGUCGACUGAUCCAGUCACCUGACCUGUGUAUGGAAGUGAGGUGUUCUCAUUUUUUUUAUGUUAAUCUUUCCAAUAGGUUUGCCAAUCUGGUGUUGUACAUUUUGUAAACCUGGUCCCAGGACCCCAGCAAAACCUCCGACCUUUUGACGGCAUGAGACGUGUUCUAUAGCAAUUUUUUAUAGAUACAUUUAAUACAACUUUAUUUAAAUAACAAAAAUGCAUGGUAACUGCAAUGAUGAUUCCGCUUCUGUCUCCGAACCCCACUUAUUGUAGAAACCCGGUCCAUGAACCAAGGGCUUUAAUCAUUACGACUUAACAAGAAAAAAAGUAUCAAUGUUCAGUGUUUGUAUAUAUACCUGUAUAAGAUGGAAAGCUGUACACUAUCUACUUCUGUAAUAUGUUUUUGAAUAUAUUUUAUAUAUUUUUUUUAACAAAAGAAAAAAAACAUGUGGUCAAGUAAAUUUUGGGGAUUGGGG